AUGGAGGGACCACAAACCCUGCGACCCUGUGGCCACUCCCACCCCCAGUGCCCACAACCCUCAACUUCGAGUGGCCGUGGAGGAUGCGUAGACCCACCCUGCCAAGGAUUUGUAAGGUGGCCCUGCCUGGUACCUCUCAACUCCACUCACUCAGCGGAGUCUGCCAGGGCUUUCCCAGCCCCAGGAACAGGAGGCAGGGGGCCCAGGGUAGGCAGUGAGGUACCUGAGAGCUUUAUUACAAGAGAAGAGGGAGAGGUGCGGCGACAGAGACCGAGAGAUCCAGCUGGGGCGAGACAAGUACAGAUGGAAGCAGGGCUGGCGUGGGGCUGGCCCCUGCACUCAGGAAGAGAGCAGGGGCCAGCCAGGCAGGGGGGAGCCCCCAACUCAGGGCCCAGACCCUGCCCAUGCCCGCCCCUGCCACCGGGGACAGGGAGCCCGGCCUCACCCAGGGCAGCCCCCUCCCAGCUCCAGAGUGUGCCCUUGGGGCCUGAAGAACAGUCCUUCCUCCAGCUGGAGCAGGAGAACCAGAAUCUGAAAAGGCAGAACCAGGACCUGCGGGAGCAGCUGGGGGCCCUUCUGGGGCCAGGGCAGCAAUUCCUGCCUCUGUGCCCAGAGCACUCAAGCUGCACAGCCCUGGCCUGGCCCCCUGAGCAGGCUGGUACCCAGCCCCUGGAGGACAGGGCAUCUUUGCAGCUGCUGCGACGGGAGCUGUGCCGGGGGGAGGAGUCCUUUGUGCAGCAGUCCCAGAACGAGCUGCAGCGGAUCCGAUUGUCUUUUGAGAGGAAGAAGAUGGCCAUUACUGAGGUGUGGGAUGGCGUGGCCGAGGUACACAUGGCCCUAAACAACCAGGCUUCCGGGCUCCGGAACCUCAAGAAGGACAUCCGGGGCGUGCUGGACCAGAUGGAGGACAUUCAGCUGGAAAUUCUGGGGGAUCGUGCCCACUGCCGCACCCAGACCAGGAAGGAGCAGCAGGCAGCAUGCAUAGCGAAGGCGAAGCCCCAGCUGGAAUGUUCUGAAGGCCUCAAAGGCCAGCUCUGGCUGCUGGCCCUGAGGCUGCUGCUGGGUGCCGUGCUGGCCUGCACCGCCGCCUACGUGUACGUGGUGGACCCUGCGCCCUUCGAGGGGCUGGUGCCGCCCCUGCUGAGCCGCGCUGCCGUCUGGAAGCUCCGGGCCCUGCUGGGCCCGUUCCUGCGCCUCGAGGUGGACGACUUCCUGCCCUUCUAG
Rhinolophus ferrumequinum (greater horseshoe bat) is the source of this 1224-nucleotide messenger RNA. RefSeq names its product coiled-coil domain containing 188 (gene CCDC188). NCBI's taxonomy places the organism in Eukaryota, Metazoa, Chordata, Mammalia, Chiroptera, Rhinolophidae. The record is from RefSeq and is a predicted model, not a curated record. Bases 1 to 1224 code for a protein of 407 amino acids. The transcript is spliced from 9 exons.